AUGAAUAUUCUGGCUCUCUUCAUCUUCUGCCUUCUGGUCAUCACCUCUCCAAUCCUUGCUGAUGACACCAGGGGAACCCGUUGCACUUCUGAUGAGCAAUGCAGAAAAGUAGCAAUUUGUGUUGCUGGAUGGUGUAUCAUCGAGCAAGGCAUCAAUCGCCAUGACGACCAAGCUCUCAUGUACGACUUCGCCGAUUGCCUUGCCGUCCAAACGUUCCUCCGAAUGACGUCACUCCCAUUCAAUGUUCGUCAACGUCCCAACGUCGAUUUCAUCUCUCCAGACGGCGUCAUUCCACUUCUGAAAAUCAAUAAAACUCUCAUCACCGGAUUCAAUGCUAUCGUUGACUUCGUUCAUAAGAAGGGCGUCACUUUGACUUCUCAUUUGAGUGAGACUCAAGUCGCCGAUAUGAGAGCCAAUAUCUCGAUGAUUGAGCAUCUUUUGACUACUGUUGAGAUGUUCGUCCUGUGGAAGCACGAUGAAACAUACGAUAAGGUGACGAAACUGAGAUAUGGAAGUGUCUAUCAUUGGCCACUUUCGUCGGUUUUGCCGUUUUUGAAGAGAAGAAAAGUGUUGGAAGAGUUGGCUGAUAAGGAUUGGGAUGCCAAGACAAUGGACGAAGUCGGUGAGCAAGCGGAUAAAGUGUUCCGUGCCCUCUCCGCCCAACUCGGUACCCAGAAGUACUUGACAGGAGACUUGCCGACAGAAGCGGACGCUCUUCUAUUCGGACACAUGUACACUCUCAUCACUGUCCGUCUUCCACUGACAAAUAUCACGAAUAUUCUGAAGAAGUACUCGAAUUUGAUCGAAUUCACGAAGAGAGUCGAACAGCAAUAUUUCAAGCAAUGA
Messenger RNA from Caenorhabditis remanei, 846 nucleotides. RefSeq lists its product as uncharacterized. The coding region runs from base 1 to 846 and encodes 281 amino acids. Gene Ontology annotation, cellular component: SAM complex. The transcript has 4 exons. NCBI's taxonomy places the organism in Eukaryota, Metazoa, Nematoda, Chromadorea, Rhabditida, Rhabditidae. Gene Ontology annotation, biological process: mitochondrion organization. The record is from RefSeq and is a predicted model, not a curated record.